This is a messenger RNA of Hyaena hyaena (striped hyena), 893 nucleotides long. Its product is annotated as dehydrogenase/reductase SDR family member 2, mitochondrial-like. Gene Ontology annotation, molecular function: carbonyl reductase (NADPH) activity. Lineage: Eukaryota; Metazoa; Chordata; Mammalia; Carnivora; Hyaenidae. The record is from RefSeq and is a predicted model, not a curated record.
UACCCAGGGCCGAGUUCGGCAGGAAGCACAGAAAGGAACUGGCCGCCAUGCUCCCAACAGUGGCCUGGGUCCACAGAAGCCUGCUCCGUUGUGCUAGGCUCUCUGUGCGCAUGAGCGGCAGUGGGAUAAGCCAACAGGCCCUCCUGGCCGACCAGGUGGCCGUGGUCACGGGGUCCACUGAUGGGAUCGGCUUCGCCAUCGCCCGGCGCCUGGCCCGGGACGGGGCCCGCGUGGUGGUCAGCAGCUGGAAGCAGCAGAACGUGGACCGCGCAGUGGCGGCGCUGCAGGGGGAGGGGCUGAGCGUGGUGGGCACCGUGUGCCACGUGGGGAAGGCCGAGGCCCGGCAGCGUCUGGUGGACUCGGUCCUGGAGCACUGUGGGGGUCUCGACAUCCUGGUGUGCAGUGCAGGCGUCAACUUCCCGCUGGUGGAAAGCACCCUGGGGGCCAGUGAGCAGGUGUGGGACAAGAUCCUGGACGUGAAUGUGAAGGCCCCGGCCCUGAUGUUGAGCCAGCUGCUGCCUCACAUGGAGAAGAGGGGGAAGGGGGCGGUCAUCCUGGUCUCCUCCGUUUCAGCGUAUAUGCCAGUUGCGCAACUGGGUCCCUACAAUGUCAGUAAGACGGCCCUGCUGGGCCUCACCAGGACACUGUCAUUGGAGCUGGCUCCCAAGGGCAUCCGAGUGAACUGCCUGGUUCCAGGAGUAAUCAAUACUGACUUCAGCAAAGUGUUAUACAAGGAUGAGGUUUUCUGGAACAACUUCAAGGAAAACUACCAGUUGCAGAGGGUCGGGCAUCCUGAGGACUGUGCAGGACUUGUGUCCUUCCUGUGCUCUCCAGAUGCCAGCUACAUCACCGGUGAGAACAUCUCCGUGGCCGGCUCUUCCUUUCAUCUCUGA